Messenger RNA from Cladophialophora psammophila CBS 110553, 1137 nucleotides. RefSeq lists its product as uncharacterized. The transcript has 2 exons. NCBI's taxonomy places the organism in Eukaryota, Fungi, Ascomycota, Eurotiomycetes, Chaetothyriales, Herpotrichiellaceae. The record is from RefSeq and is a predicted model, not a curated record. Bases 1 to 1137 code for a protein of 378 amino acids.
AUGCUGCGGAAGCAAGCGCUGAUCAAUCUCGCAUUCUCAGUCCCCAAGAAUCGAAAGCCCAAAUUCGACCUCACCCUCCGCAUCAUCGACCUGACCAAUAUUCCCUUGAUCUACGGCACCGCAUGCGUGCGGUGGCACCUCUCGUCGUCUAACGCGGCCGAGCAUCGCGGGCGCACCGACAAGGCGCCCAUCGAAGAACACAAAGCAACAUGGGAUUACUGCAAGGAGAUCCCCGUGCGCCUGACCAUCGACAAGACGGGCAUGCUCCAAGAGUGUGACAUCCACUUUGAGGUACUGCAGGAGUUCCAGGAGGGCGGAAGAGGCGGGCGCGUUCACCUGGGCAAUGUCAAACUCAACCUGGCCGAGUACACUCGCCUCACGGACCUGUCGCCAUCGGACCGCGAUCCGCAGGAUGAGGCCGAUGACGGGAGCAUUACUAGGAGAUAUCUACUGCAGGACAGCAAGGUCAACAGCACGCUAAAGAUUGGGAUCAAAAUGAGGCAGACCGAGGGCGACUCGAAUUUCAUCGCGCCUCCACUGAGGUCGGCCAUGGUCGUCGGAGGCAUCGCUGGAGUCUUAACUACCGAGGCUGGAGAAGGAGACGAUAUCCCAAGCAUCACCAGCAAAACGCGAGAAUUAUCAGAAGCCCAGGACAUUUACCGCAGAACACUGGCGGCGACGUGGGCUUGUCAAGCCGGAGAACUCCCCCCGGAUAAAUUGAUCGAGAACCUCUUUGCCGGAGGAGACGGAAAACGGCCGCAGUCGUCGAGCAGCAAGGCCAACCAACAGCAGCAACAGCAGCAGCAACAACAGCACACCCGGCUCGGCUCGCGCGAAGAGAACGGCAGCAGUUCAAGCGACGAGCCAAGACGACCCGUCACUCCGCGUCAACUAUUGACGCCCCAGAUGGCCGCAGGCGGGCAGGGCCACGGCCACGGGCACCGACGCGGAUCAAGUCGAGACUCUCCCACCUUGCAAACAGCCGCGACGAGCUCCGUGAGUGGCCGAUCGAGCAUCGAGCAGCAGGUCCACGCCAGUCAGCAGGACCAUCGACGGCGUGAUCGACCCGACUACAACGAGGUUACCGAAUUUGACCUAAGGGACGAUUUGCGGAGUUGGCAAGUCCGAGUAAGAUGA